CAGAACCCAGCCUGUGUCCCCUUUGGCUGCACUAGGAAUGGCCAAACACCACCAGGCCCUGCUGCUCUUGGUGGCAACUGUGGUGGCCCUUGUGUGCACAAGGGUGCAAGCCUGGGGCUCUGUGAAAGUGGUGAGAAAAUUUCAAGACAUCUCUUCGAGCUAUGUGUACGUGCAGCAGGCCCUCUGGUUCGCCAUGCAGGAGUACAACAAGGCCAGCAACGAUAUGUACUUCUUCAAGGUGAUGGAGAUUCUGAAGACCCAGGAGCAGGUCACAGAUAGUUUGGACUACCUUCUUGAAGUUAAGAUUGCCCGAACGAUGUGCAAGAAAGUUUCAGGAGAAAACGAAAACUGCUUAUUCCAACAGGAUCCCCAAAUGCAAAAGAUGCUUUUUUGCACCUUUAUUGUGAGUUCCAAACCGUGGAAAUUUGAACUCACUGUGGUGAAGCAAAAGUGCCAAGACAUCUAACUGUCUUGCUGCAUGUUCCGCCACACACACUCCCACUGCAGAGAAGUGAUGGCACCUGCAAGACCUUGGAACAACUUUGCUGCAGCAUGUUCUGCAGGCCUAAUGUGUGGCCUUUGCACGGGACGGGCAGACUCACUCUGUGCAGAAAAGGGUGUCACAUCUUUAAGGAGGAACAACUUGCUGCUGCCAAUAAAUGAAAUUGCUUAUACACC
Messenger RNA from Ochotona curzoniae (black-lipped pika), 678 nucleotides. RefSeq names its product cystatin-13-like. Gene Ontology annotation, molecular function: cysteine-type endopeptidase inhibitor activity. The record is from RefSeq and is a predicted model, not a curated record. The coding region runs from base 38 to 466 and encodes 142 amino acids. The transcript has 3 exons. Lineage: Eukaryota; Metazoa; Chordata; Mammalia; Lagomorpha; Ochotonidae.